CAAAGACACAGCCGAAAAUUAACGUUCUAAUUCUACGCAGCGAAAGUGACUCGAUUUGUGAUGAUAACUUCUACUUAAACAUGGCUAGUAGCAAUACCCAUGUUCAUGUAUCGAAGUAUUCAUCAUACAACCAGAUUGCAGGGUUGAAGGCUGAUGAACUAAAGAAGCUAUGCGUCACCAAUAACGUUGACCCAAAAUUGCCAAAGAAAGCAAGGAUUAUUCUUGUUUGCCACAUCGUUGGCAUAUCUACUGUCGGAACAAAUCUGUCUGGCAAUGUGUGCCUGCAUUCAAAUGUUAAGUCAUUGACCAGUGCUCAGAGACACGAAUAUGAGAAGCUGACAGUAAAAAACAUCAGCCAGAUUACUGAGUGGACAAAGGACCUGUAUAAGCUUCCAGCUGUUGAAGACAAGGAUAAAAAGACAUACCUUCUCAACACAGAACAGAUUGACGAGGCAAGUGUUCGAACUUACAAACUCUCGAGGCCUUACCAGCUUAAACAGUUUGUUCACUCUGUGGAAGUUAAUGAGAACAUGCAUUCAGAAACAUUCAUAAUCCUUAAAGCGCAAUGCAAUCCAUCACAGGCAACUAGUGCAGAUGAAAUCAAGCUUGUUUAUGUGGUGUUGGACAAAAUUACAGGGACACCCUAUGGUGGAUUCUGCACCUGCACUGUUGGUUGUUCUCAGACAUGCGGGCAUAUAGGAGCCGUGCUGUUUGCAGUAGCAGACGCGCUGGCCAACGGAACUUGGGGUACAAAGGCGUGCACAGAGGAACUGUGUGCAUGGACAGAUCAUAAAGGCAGCAAAUGUUCACCCUCACUGUUUAGUGAAAUUGCAGUGAUGAAACAGGAGAAGACAUUGAAAAGGACCACACAGCAGUAUGGGAAAACUUUGCUGAAAAACACCCAGCCAACCAAGGAGGCACUAAUGGAACUGCGUGCCAAUCUCCUAAUGGCUACGCAUCAUACUGGCCAAUAUUGCCCAGCUGUACAUGUGCUGCACAAGUUUAGUGAGCAGGGCCAACUACCUUCACAGCUUUACCAGAUUUUCUGCCAAACGACUGUGCAGAGCUGGCAUAUUCCUAUGAGACUGUAGUAGAGAGUGCGCCUUCUUCCAUUAUGAGGGUACCCCAUGCAACCUUCAAGACUGACCAGGAACCAGGCUUCGAAGAAGAGGUGGAGCGCCUCUAUCAGGCAUGUCAUUCAAUGACUGAUAUCAAUGUAGUAGAACAAAGUACUCGUGGCCAAGCCAGUAAUAAGGAAUGGUUUGUCCAAAGACGUGGUGCCAUAACAGCUACAAAAUUGUUUGAUGUUGAGGAAGACAAAUUUCCCAGCAUGCAAAGGGUUAAUACCAAAAAACAUAAUAACUAUAAAAACCUUUUUCCCAAACCUGACAAUCAUUACAAUUAACAAAAUUAAAGUUGUUUACAAUGUUUGAAAAGAAAGCAACCAAAAACAGUGUAAACAAAUUAUAAACAGCAGAAUUGCAACAGCUAAACAUUUUGAUUAUCUCAUAUUUUACUUUAAUUUGUAAAUUUUAAACCAAACAAUAUGCUUAACUAUAAAUACAAGAAUGAACACUUGAAAAUUAUUACAACAUGUAAGUUCCAUUUUUAUAUCCUGAUUUAAAUGUUAGCAAUGUGCGAUGGCAAUUCAAUAACGAUUAAAAGCUACAUUAUGCCCAACAGCACUGACAUUUUCCACAGAAUUUUAACAAAUGAAUGUCAACCAUAUUUAUUAUCACGUCUUAUCACAGUGUUUUCUGCCAACUCAAAACUUGGGGUACACGUUCAUUUCUUCUAGGUUCUAAUUAUGGGAAGUUGAAAAUUGGUAAGGUAUGCACAUGUUGUAAAGAUUUGUUCAACCAAGUCCUGCAUGUUUAGUCUUAUAACGCGUUCUAACAAAUAGAAUGUUUUUAUUCGCUGAAUAAUGCGUUCCACGUGAAUCCUAGCCUUUGAUAUAUACUCAGAUUUAGAUGCUUCUGCUGCAGUUAUUUGAGACCGGUCACGUCCCUUAAAUUCUGGAAUCAAAAGAGAAACGCCCUUUUUCUUCAGGUCAUUUGUUAUCGUAAACCCUCUAUCGGCCAUAACACUGUCCCCUACCAUGAGCCCACUGAUUAAUUGUUCACUUUCAAGAGUAAUGUGCUUGUCGGAAGCACGUCCACCCCAUGCCCUUGACACAAAGUUUACCGCCAGACAGGGUGAAAGUCCUACCAGAAAUUUCACAGUGUCAUUGUGUUUAUAAUUGGAAAAUGUCUGCUUUCUGGCUUGCAAAUUUGAUGCUCUCUGCACCAUCAGUUCCGUGCAAUCAAUGAUCACUUUCAAAUUAUCAAAUUUCUGGAAACAUGGUGCCUUUUCAUUUUUAUUUGAUUCCAUUUCAAACAACAAUUUAAG
Molecule: messenger RNA, 2388 nt
Organism: Dreissena polymorpha
Lineage: Eukaryota; Metazoa; Mollusca; Bivalvia; Myida; Dreissenidae
Exons: 2
Coding region: 81-1091 (336 amino acids)
Molecular function (GO): zinc ion binding
Source: RefSeq, a predicted model, not a curated record